CAUUUCCUCUCUGACAAGGUACAAAAAGGUUCUGGACGCCGGCGUGGGAGGAGGACGGGAGCGGGGGCGGGAACUUCCCGGAAGGAGCGAGAGACAGGGAGGGACAGGGCAGAGGAGAGGAAGGCGAUGCGACGGACAGGCGCACCCACUCAGCCUGACUCUCGCGGGCGAGGUCGAGCCAGGGGCGCCUGCCCUGGGGUCGAGGCGACGCCGUCUCUUCCUCCACCUCGCGGCGGAAGCCGAGGACAGGAGCCUCAGAUGAAAGAAACGAUCAUGAAUCAGGAGAAACUUGCCAAACUGCAGGCACAAGUGCGCAUUGGUGGAAAAGGAACUGCACGCAGAAAGAAGAAGGUGGUUCAUAGAACAGCUACAGCAGAUGACAAAAAACUUCAGUUCUCCUUAAAGAAAUUAGGGGUAAACAAUAUCUCUGGUAUUGAAGAGGUGAAUAUGUUUACAAAUCAAGGAACGGUGAUCCACUUUAAUAAUCCUAAAGUUCAGGCAUCUCUGGCAGCGAACACUUUCACCAUUACCGGCCAUGCUGAGACAAAGCAGUUGACAGAAAUGUUACCCAGCAUCUUAAACCAGCUUGGCGCAGAUAGCCUGAGUAGUUUAAGAAGACUGGCUGAAGCCCUGCCCAAACAAUCUGUGGAUGGAAAAGCACCACUUGCUACUGGAGAAGAUGAUGAUGAUGAAGUUCCAGAUCUUGUGGAGAAUUUUGAUGAGGCUUCAAAGAAUGAGGCCAACUGAUUUGAGUCAACUUUUGAAGAAGAUAAAACAUGAUGAAGUUACUUUGAGCUGCUAUUUUAUAUUAUGACUGCUUUUUAAAAUUGUUUUGUUUAUGGAUCUGAUAAAAUCUAGAUCUCUCAUAUUUUGAAGCCAAACAAGCCUUUUGGACAUUGCAGCUCUUUUCAGUUUCUGCUUAAGUGUAAUUCAUUCUUUGCAGCUAAAUAAGCUGAAGAAGCCUGGGAAU
Messenger RNA from Elephantulus edwardii (Cape elephant shrew), 970 nucleotides. RefSeq names its product basic transcription factor 3 (gene BTF3). NCBI's taxonomy places the organism in Eukaryota, Metazoa, Chordata, Mammalia, Macroscelidea, Macroscelididae. Gene Ontology annotation, cellular component: nascent polypeptide-associated complex; cytosol. The record is from RefSeq and is a predicted model, not a curated record. Bases 127 to 747 code for a protein of 206 amino acids. The transcript has 6 exons.